This is a messenger RNA of Manacus vitellinus (golden-collared manakin), 1530 nucleotides long. RefSeq names its product Rho guanine nucleotide exchange factor 39 (gene ARHGEF39). Gene Ontology annotation, biological process: positive regulation of cell migration. The transcript is spliced from 11 exons. Lineage: Eukaryota; Metazoa; Chordata; Aves; Passeriformes; Pipridae. Bases 166 to 1182 code for a protein of 338 amino acids. The record is from RefSeq and is a predicted model, not a curated record. Gene Ontology annotation, molecular function: guanyl-nucleotide exchange factor activity. Gene Ontology annotation, cellular component: plasma membrane.
GGGCGGGGCCGCCGUUUGAAUGCGGGGCGGCGGACCGGCAGAAAUUGGUCUGCAAAAUGAAAACCUUGACUGCAAUCUGCCCUGGCUAAAGGUGCUCUGCAAGUGGUAGCAUUUUGGUCCGUUGUUGGAUCCAUUACCUUUCUGUGUAUCAACCCUGAGUCUGCCAUGAGUGACUCAUCCCUGCUGUUUCUUGCUGGAGCAAACACUGUGGAAGACCAGAGGGCUCGCUGGGAGAGAAAGCGCAGCCGGACAGCCAAGGAGCUGCUGGAAACUGAACACAAAUACCUCGAGCAGCUGGAUUUGGUGGUCACAUACUUUGUGACAAUUUUAAAGGCCAAAGGGACAUUGAAACCUGCUAUGUUGGAAACUAUAUUUGGACCCCUGGAAUCCAUAUAUUCGGCCAGCCAUGUUCUGUCAUUUCAUCUGGAGAGAGGGAAUUUGGGACCAGGACUGGAAAGUUUUUGUCAGAAUCUGGAUCUUUACGGCCACUAUGCUGAGAAUUUGGAGCAGGCAAAUAAAACCUUGAAGGAGCAAUUGAAGAAAAAUAAGUCAUUCCGGCGGUUUAAGAAACUCCAGGAAUCUCGACCUCAGUUUCAAGGGAAGGAGCUAGAGGAUCUGCUUCCUUUGCCCCUGCAGAGGCUGCACCAGUACAAGCAUUUCUUCAGAGACCUGCUGGAGAACACCUGCCCAGACAGUGCUGAGCACCUCAAACUUGCAAAGGCUGUGAAAUCUAUAUCUGAGAUAUCUCAGUGGGUCCAGGGCAUAACUGAAAAAAGAGAGAACUCAUUGCAGCUGCUUCGGGUUCAGAAACUGCUCAAAGGACAGAAGACCCAGGUUUUCACUCCAGGGCGCUGGUACAUCCGGGAAGGCUGGCUUUUGGUGGUGCCUUCAAAGGGAGAGGAACUGAAGCGCAGGAUGUUCUUCCUGUUCUCUGAUAUCCUCAUUGCAGCAAAGCCCUGCCACCCCCUGCACCCGCUGAACUCGCACAAGCUGGCGUGCCAGGCUGUUUACCCUCUCCACCAGUGCACCGUGGAUAAAGUGUUCGGCCACACGCGGAGCCAGGGAGGGCUCCUCAGUCUUUCCUUUCCACACAAGGCACUGCUGUUGAUGUCCAGCGACCAACAAGAUAUCAAUGACUGGUAUCGGAGUCUCACAGCUGCAGUCAGGCAGCUGAAAGCCUGAUGCACUUGAGUACAAGACAGAGUGGCAAGACAACCACUGUCAUGGCAGAAGCCUACACAACCUUAGAAAAUGCUCAGGGGCAUAUAGUAGAACUGCAUUUAGAGGGACUACACACUGUGCUUGUGAGAUGACGAACGCUUUGUCAGCUGUCCUAAUGUUCAUACAGACACCGCAAAAAACAAGUAUGCACACUAAGCAUUUGUGUAUAAAAAAUAAGUAUCAAGAAUUGUCCCCAAUUUAGCUUAGAAGCUUCUAGCUUUUCUGCACUUUUGUAAACUCAGAUUAUUAAGGACAAGCAGACGAGAGCCCGAUUUGCUUUCCCUCAUUAAAUGUUUUUAUUCAACCGUC